ACCUUGGACGUUACCUUCCCGAGUGUACCUAUGGCGCUGUUCUCGUCAUAAUUAGAAAUGAGUAAAUAAGCUUCAGGUUGAUAUAGAAAAAGGCCCUACAGAGAUUGGGAAGAUGGACGAGGAUGAGUCAGGCUAGUUGCUCCGUGUAAUGCUCGACGAAGUCGACUUCGCUCUCAAGGAAUUGUCAAUACCUUCUUCUCGACUAGAGUAUCUGCCGCCAGCCUUGGUCCAGGCAACAACAACAUUCAUCCAAGAGAAUACUAUAACAGUCGGCGAUCAUCUUCAGCUUAUAAACCAAAGCGACCAAAAUCUCCUGAAUCUGCUAAGCGAGGAGUUUGAGACAGUCGGCAGAGACUCUGGGGCGUCGAGGGACCGGGAAGGUAGGGUGGUUGGGGCCAGGGCUACGCGUGAUCCCGCUAUCAUACAUAAUGUCGCGACGUCGCGUGAGUACGGCGGGAAAAAGGUGGCGCAUGAGGAAGAUAGCGUGGGCAGGUGUUCCCUUCUCGUCUGGCAUCGAAGGUAGUUUUUCCACCUGAAGGCCCUCGCAGCUCGAGCACCUUGAUCUCGAUUGGCUCAGCCUCUGGAUACCAACCCUGCGUAUCGUAUGCCGUCACAAAGUUGGCCAUACUCCCGGUCGUAUCAGG
This is a messenger RNA of Lasiosphaeria miniovina, 644 nucleotides long. RefSeq lists its product as uncharacterized. The record is from RefSeq and is a predicted model, not a curated record. The transcript has a single exon. Bases 149 to 523 code for a protein of 124 amino acids. Lineage: Eukaryota; Fungi; Ascomycota; Sordariomycetes; Sordariales; Lasiosphaeriaceae.